Lymnaea stagnalis (great pond snail) is the source of this 2876-nucleotide messenger RNA. The record is from the annotation of a GenBank genome assembly. Lineage: Eukaryota; Metazoa; Mollusca; Gastropoda; Lymnaeidae.
AAUGUCACCAGAUUUGAUGUUUAUAACUCCGUUCAGCUGAAACUGAAACAGAUGUUUAAAAAUGUGUUUAAUAAUGUUGAAAUAGAUAGGAAAAAAAAAAGGAAACUGAUGUAGCAACUUUAAGUGGUAAGAAAUAAAUAGACUUACGGCAUUAAAAAUCUAAAGAAAUAACCGAAACAAUUAACCGAUGCCAUGUGAAUUUUUAAUUAAUCUUAUAGUUACUAAUGAGUAUUGUUAAAAAAAAAAUUAUGACGCUACUGGUUUAGUUUUUGUCCCUUUCUUUCCUUGAAUCGUUUUUUUUUAAAGCAGUGCAGUUGUAAUAUUUACAACAAAAAAAAAGACUUACUGGUCUAGUGAAAUUGUGUUCCUAGACUUAAAUCACCUUAAAUUUCUUUCUUUUUUUUUUUUUUGUCUGUCUGUAUGUUAAAUUGCAAAUAUUUAAUAUUUAUUUUAAAUUUGUUAGCUACUUCAUGUGAAGCAAAUCAUUAUUUGUUGGGUCUGUUUCUAAUUCUUUCUGUUUCGUGCGCCAAGGGAGGCGAUCAGGCCGAAACGUUGGUGUUCGGUCAUUAGUCUGUUUUUUUGUUCAAACGUUCACAUUAUUUUGUUCAGAAAAAAUCACUUUAGGCGAAUGUUAAUCAUCAUGUUGAGUUUGAUUGAAUUUUUAAUUUCUUUUAAAUUUCUUUAUUUGUUCAAUAGAAUAAAAUGGCGUUGAUUGCUUUCUUGGCUUGUGUUCUUUUACUCGGUAAGUAGACAAACAAAUGUUACAGGAUUUUUAUAUAAAUUUUAUACUUAUGAGUUCCUCAAAGUUUCUUGUAUAAUUUAUUAAUCAUUUAUUGUCUUUGGCGUUGACAUAUAUAACAGUUGAAAUAUAAUACUAAGAAUUUAUUUUAAUUAUGGAUUUUCAAGAUGAAAUCAUUGAAUUAAAAGACAGAUUUCUAUUGUUCGAUGGCCCGUGCCUAAGUCCACAUUGUAAUAUUGAAUUGAAUAUAUUGAAAUAUUGUCCACACAUUUUAUCGGAUGUAUUGCACGCACAUAGAAAAAAAUAAAAGUUUAUUUUAAUACCACAUGACAAUUAAUGUUUCGAAUUUCUUCUAAUUUCAGCUGUCCCAUCCUUCCAGCAGCCACAGGGGGUAAAAUGAUCUAUUUAUGACCUUGUGUCAAAUUAAGUUUGUAUGUAGGUUUUCAUGUGAAUAUAGUAAGGUAAUUUAUAAAAAUGUAAUUACUACAAAAAAAAAGACAACUAAAAUAUCUAUAUACUUUUUCAACAAUAUCCUAACACACAAACACACAAAAUAAAUGAAUUACGUCUAAAUUCUAAUUUGGUCUAUCCAUGCCAGGAAUGUUUUUGUUUUUUUGGAAUGUCCUAUACUGAAAGAAUUUAGAAGGAAAAAAUGAAAAGCCAACCACUUUCAUUAAUAAAUACAUUUGCUUAGGUAGUCAACUAUCAGAUAAUUGAUGUGCCAUGUUUCGUUUUCCAUUGAUACAGGGCUAUGGUGGCAACGGUCCAAUUGGAGGAGGAAGAGGUAAGACCAAAGUUCAUGUUCUUGUUGGCCUUUUAAACAUUUCUCGCGUUUUAAAAAAAAAAUUGAACAUUCGCUUCUGGUCCUGGUUCUGGUCCUGGUUCUGGUCCUGGUUCUGGUCCUGGUUCUGGUCCUGGUUCUGGUCCUGGUUCUGGUCCUGGUUCUGGUCCUGGUUCUGGUCCUGGUUCUGGUCCUGGUUCUGGUCCUGGUCGUGGUAGGGUACGUUGCUGAAUCCAUGUACUGGCAUAUGUGCAACGGUUGGGGAAGCGAUGCUGCUAUCCUAACGGCUCCCAGCGGAUGCCAGGGCUGCCUUGAAGCUGUCGAUUGAUGUCGAGUCCACGGUGGCAUUGACCAGGUGGUUCCAAGCGAUUAGUGUGCUUGGGAAGAGAGGUUGUUUAUAUUGGACUGUGUUACACCGAGGCACAGUGAAGCAUUUUACUAUUGUUCCGGAUGUCAUUGCUUAUGGGGUUGUCAGAGGUGAAGUCAGUGUUAAGUGAGUGUUUGGCUCUGAUUAAGCGACCUGGCUUCUGUGGGGGUGAGAUACGUGUUUGAUGGGAUGUUAUUUCUUUCUUUUUCUAUGAUUCUUUCAUUCAUUACAUCUAUUUUAUUUCGUUUUCCACAAAAGACAACAUAUUUUAACUACAGUAACCAUUGUUGUAUCGUCUGUCCACCAAUAGGCAACUGUGGCUACCUGGCCCCCAACUGCCGCGCCAGGCCUGGUGAGUACAACACUGUCUUCGCCUACACGUUCGACAACAAGACCCAGGCUUGCGUGAAAGUCAGCGUCUACAACACUUGCGCCAACGGCUACGGUGCUUCCAGCAACAUUUUCCAGACCCUCCAGGCGUGCAACGUGGCUUGCGACUACAACAACAGGGGAUAUUAAGCGAAGAUCCCCCCCCCCACAUUUGAUUUCAGCAAGAUUUAUGUUAUAGCCUUCAUGUUAUCUUUUAAUCAAAAUAAUAUAAAAACAUUCAAGAGAUUUUUUCUUCAAAUGGUCUGUUCAAUAACAGCUGUGGUCAACAAAAUUAUCAAAAGAAAAAUUUAAAUUGAAACGAAAAAGAAAUAUUUCAUGUUUUUAAUUCAUUGUUUAUAUUUUAAUGUCAAUCAUGUAGAGCAGCUUAUUUUUACUGAAAACCUGAAGCUUCAAAAAUCCUGUUGUGGUUUAAAUGUAUGUUUUUUGUGCAUGGUUAGUGCUUGCUAUUUAAUAAUUUCAGAGUAUGUGAGUUAGAAUUCCCCUGUGAGUACUUUGACAUCUGAAUGCUGACAUCUUAAUUAUUGUUAAGAAAUCUCCAAAUGGUGUUUGUAAUAAAAAAAAAAUACCCAGACAACUACAUUGUCAAAUAAACGGUAACA